AGUGCAAGGACGGCUGACGGCUGUAGUGAACGAGUUUUUUUUUCAUAUGAUUGUUUAACUGUAAAGUUGCAAUCAAAUCAUUCAAAGUAAGUUACAAAAAUGGAGCAAGCGCUUUUGAUCCUGCUGGUGUACCUAUCCACAGCAGCGUCAAGUACCAAUCAGUAUCAACCAAAUAACGCCCUGUACCGUUGUGGAAUCCGGAAGCGCUUUGGUGCCCAACUGAUUCAUCACGCUCAAACAGCCGAAUUGGGACAGUGGCCAUGGCACGCGGCGAUCUACCACCGAACGGAUCGUAAGCAAGUCCCGAAUGAAGAAUAUAAAUGUGGAGCAACACUGAUCGACCAACAGCACGUGCUAACUUCGGCCCACUGUGUUACCGGUCCAAAUGGCCGAGCAUUCAAACCCCGCCAAUUGGUGAUUCACCUGGGAAAGCACGAUCUGUACGAGUUUGACAAACAAUUGCAAAUCGUGAAUGUUAGUGAGGUGUAUGUCCACGAGGAGUACAGUCCGAACCGUCACGAUGUGGCAUUGCUGGUGCUGGACGAAGUGGUUCGUUACUCGGAGUUCGUGGUUCCGAUCUGCUUGGAACCGGUUCCGGGUGGCAAAGCGGAUGACUUGGUUGGUCAACGAGGGUGGGUAGCUGGUUGGGGAGUGAAUGAGAACGGGACACUGUCACAGGUUUUGAAGACAGCGCAGAUGCCCGUGGUGGAUAUUACCGAGUGUGCGAGGAGUGAUCCCAAUUUGUUUGGAAGAUUCGUGUCGCAAGCUGUGUAUUGUGCCAGUGAUCGCAAUGGAACGAGCGUAUGUUUAGGGGACUCAGGCGGCGGUAUGUACUUCAGCGUGGGAGAUCGAUGGGAACUGCGCGGAAUAGUUUCGUUUGGUUCCCAAUCGGACACCGGUAGUUGUGAUACGAGCAAGUAUAUAAUGUUCACUAAUGUCGCAUACUACUACUCUUGGACCAGAAACAUAACGGGUGGAAGAAUUGGACAUAUCAACACCAUAUCGAAGACGAUCAGUGAAAUAAAAUGCGAAAAGUACGCUGCGAUGGCUCGAAAGCGAUCCAACGGAGUUUGCAACAACGCAAGAUCACCUCAUAUGGUUAGUGUGAUCAAUGAAAAGUUGGACAUUUCCUGCAGUGCAACAGUCAUCAGCGAGCUGUUCGUGCUAUCAUCCGCUCUCUGUGGAGAUUAUCGAUAUAAACCAUUUAAGAUUCGUGCAGGCAGUCAGGACGAUGUACUUAUCGCAGAAACAAUAACCCAUCCAAUGUUCGACCGCAGACGACGCAUGAGCAAUCUCAUGGUAUUCAAAUUGGUAGAACCUCUGGUGCUUGGUAGUAGAUUUUUGCCAGCAUGCCUAGCGACUCCCGCGACAGAAAAUCUGUACGACUCCUUAAUUGUUACCGGUUAUACUGCAAUUUACCGUCGGUUAUACGAGAAUUCCAAUGUAAAAGUUGUUUCUGCUGCUGAAUGCAUUGCCAAUCAGAAGAGUGGCCAAAACCGGAACAUUUCACAGGCUGAAGUUUGUGUCCAGGUUCAGCACGAAGAGGAAAAUGAUGGGGAAGAGUACCUCCUGGUGGCAGGAAUCGCUGGAACAUCACUGCAAUCUUUCAAUAGCCGGAGCUGUAUGUUCACGAUGCUGGGAGUUUCCACUUUGAAUAACUUUGAGCUGGAAGCCUAUACCCGGGUGGUGCCGUAUUUGCGAUGGAUCGAAAAUAUUGUUUGGGCUGAUGAAAACAGGACAGAGGAAGUAAACACAACGGAUGGUAUAACAACGAUUGAAUCGAAAAGAGCGGAACAGGCUAUCAACACGGCGACGACGACGACGGCAGCCAGUACUAUCGAUUUGUACGACAAAUAUUCUCAUGAUUUUUAUUUUCCACAUGAUUAAUAUAAGAACACUUGCUGUAUGUACCCGGCUUUGCUCGAAAUUACCAGUUCAAUUAGCAUUUCGCAGUUCAUGUUAUAAUCCGAAAAUGUUAUAACCAGUUGUUCAACAGAGUGUUUGUGGAAAAAAUAUUUUAAGUUUUUUUUUAGACGGUUGAGAGUGUUUGUGUUCAUUUGACGAGAAGGCUAAAAAUA
Armigeres subalbatus is the source of this 2078-nucleotide messenger RNA. RefSeq lists its product as uncharacterized. The transcript has 6 exons. Bases 100 to 1887 code for a protein of 595 amino acids. Lineage: Eukaryota; Metazoa; Arthropoda; Insecta; Diptera; Culicidae. Gene Ontology annotation, biological process: proteolysis. Gene Ontology annotation, molecular function: serine-type endopeptidase activity. The record is from RefSeq and is a predicted model, not a curated record.